UCCUGAGUUCUGCAUUGCAGGGAGGGAUACGUGGACAGCAAAGGUGUUGCUUGUGUGUUUUUGCAUAGUAGAGAGAUACCACCCGGACCAUGUCCUUCGACAGUUUAGGUUGGUGCAAGAGCCGCCUGACAAUGUUGUCUAUGAUGGUAGACUGCAUAGAAUAGACUUACAUGGGAAGGUGGAAAAGAAUUGGAGGGAGGAGCAUGGACCGUAUAUCAUUUCAUGGGAAAUGAGACGACAACAAGUUUGUCAUGCAUCUCCUUAGAUUGGUGAGAUGCCCCGCGAUCAUGCCUAUUACCUCUGGUACCGUCCAGUCACUCAAAAGUAUGUCAACUGCAACAGCGCUAAAUUAGAUAUAAUGAUUCAAAGCCAUUUAGUGCUGUUGGAGAUGCUUCCUGAAGGCAGCCAAGCUUACAACCAUGUCCGGCGUGUCCUAAAUAAUGUGGCUGGCAUUGGUGGUGGUCUUGCAGCAAAUGGGCAGGCAAACAAUGGGCAUGAGACUGAACCAGCAGCUACUGCAACCCCAAGCACAAGCGCAGCACCUGUAAGUACACCGACCCAUGGUCAGCGUGCUACUGCAAGCCUAAGUACAAGUGCAGCUAGGGGCCAUGGUCAGCCUGCUACAGCAAGCCCAAGCACAAGUGCAACCAGGGGCCGUGGUCGGCGUGCAACAAUCCCUCGGGUUGUAACUAGUCUUGAGAUGCCUGCACCCAUCCCGCACGCAUCUCCUCAGCCUGAGGUCCCUCCAUCCAUCCUAGAUGCAUCUCCUCAGCCCAAGGUCCCUUCACCCAGCCCACCUUCGCAGCCCAAUUUUGAUCUCGAUAUUGAUCAAAAUUUGACCCCUCCUAUACUCCCCGAGACACCCUCAUAAUCACCUACUAGCUCUAGUGCACCCAUUCCUGGCCUCUACAUAGAGCAUCAUUACCCACCUACCUCAUUCUCAUCUGACCCUCUAGGACCUCCGGCUUGGAUUGACACUCUACAGUCACAUACUGAUGUACUGGACAAGCAUCCCCCUCAUCAGCCCUCACCCCCACGAGGUAGACUGCAAAGUACUGGAAGAGCACCCACUUGUGGGAUAGGUGGACACAAAAUAGGACACUGAGACAGC
Molecule: messenger RNA, 1111 nt
Organism: Quercus robur (English oak)
Lineage: Eukaryota; Viridiplantae; Streptophyta; Magnoliopsida; Fagales; Fagaceae
Product: predicted GPI-anchored protein 58
Exons: 2
Coding region: 275-871 (198 amino acids)
Source: RefSeq, a predicted model, not a curated record